Molecule: messenger RNA, 1139 nt
Organism: Stegastes partitus (bicolor damselfish)
Lineage: Eukaryota; Metazoa; Chordata; Actinopteri; Pomacentridae
Gene: psma5
Product: proteasome 20S subunit alpha 5
Exons: 10
Coding region: 105-830 (241 amino acids)
Biological process (GO): proteasome-mediated ubiquitin-dependent protein catabolic process
Cellular component (GO): proteasome core complex; proteasome core complex, alpha-subunit complex
Source: RefSeq, a predicted model, not a curated record
GUUGACAACCGGUGACUUUGGAUGUUACACCCCAGACGCUUCCCCUGAAACUAGCGAACUCAUUCAAGGGUUUGUGGCUGAAGGUCCUGUGUUAAACGUUAAAAAUGUUUUUGACCAGAUCGGAAUAUGACAGAGGUGUGAACACAUUCUCGCCUGAGGGAAGAUUGUUCCAGGUUGAAUAUGCCAUAGAGGCAAUAAAAUUGGGCUCCACAGCCAUUGGUAUCCAGACAUCAGAGGGGGUGUGUCUGGCUGUGGAGAAGAGGAUCACCUCUCCCCUGAUGGAGCCCAACAGCAUUGAGAAGAUCGUGGAGAUUGACAGUCACAUCGGUUGUGCCAUGAGUGGCUUGAUAGCUGAUGCCAAGACUCUUAUUGACAAAGCAAGAGUGGAAACACAGAACCACUGGUUCACUUACAAUGAGACAAUGACAGUGGAGAGUGUGACUCAGGCUGUAUCCAACCUGGCGCUGCAGUUUGGAGAGGAGGACGCUGACCCUGGUGCCAUGAGCCGACCCUUUGGUGUAGCGCUUCUGUUUGGUGGAGUUGAUGAAAAAGGACCCCAGCUGUACCACAUGGACCCAUCAGGAACAUUUGUGCAGUGUGAUGCUCGGGCCAUCGGAUCUGCUUCUGAGGGAGCACAGAGCUCUCUGCAAGAGGUCUACCACAAGUCCAUGACAUUAAAAGACGCCAUCAAGUCUUCUCUCACCAUUCUAAAGCAGGUGAUGGAGGAGAAGCUCAACGCCACCAACAUCGAGCUGGCAACAGUAGAACCUGGUAAGACCUUCCACAUGUAUUCCAAAGAGGAGCUGGAGGAUGUAAUCAAGGACAUCUAGAGCAGAAAAGACUUGGUCUUGGUUUGAGUUCUGGGCAGCAGAGGGGAGGGCGAGGAAGUGUACCUGGGCUGAAUGUCACAACAACGUCAACUUUCCAACAGCACAUUCUCAUUCUGGCUGCAUUCAGAAUCUUUUUGGAUCACAUAAGAGGUUUCUAUUUGCAAUGUGCUAAUUCUUGUCUCUCAGUAUCUGUACACCUCUGUACAUGAGUCUGACCAGCGUUUGAACUGACAGGCAGGAAAAAAGUAGGGGUGGGGGGGUAUUUUUUGUUACGAAUCAAUACUACGAUUAAACUGUUGUAUUCCGAAA